ACGAAGCGGAUUGAGCGCAAAUUGAACGCUAAAUGCGUGUCUUUCAUAACUGACCAAAGACAACUCAUCGACUCUUCAAUACAGGAUAAAGUGCUGAAGAACACAGACGGGAUCGUGUCUUCUGCCCUUAACAUUGACCUUGGGAUAAAUGAUGAUGUCAACCUUGAAGACUUUCAGAGGUACCGGAAGAUAAUGGCGGAUUUUGUCGUUCGUUUCCUGUUGGAUCGGAUUCUGCACAGCAGUCAAGUGAAUGGGAUCCUCAGGACUAUUGAGGAGGAGAUUCGCCAGAAUAUUGCCGAGUUGUUCAGCACGUGCGAGAAAUUGGAAGGCGAUGGCGACCUCCUCACUCAGCUGAAAUGCUGCUAUACCAUUGAUUUGACGACAAAAAUUAACGUGCCUCUUCUUUCUGAGAAAAUCAUGAAGAAGACAUUGUUCAUGCGAAUAUGCGAGGUCGUCGAGGAUGUCACGUGUCUCGCAGAUGUCAAUGAGCGUCAAUGGAAGGAAGAGACUUGUCGCCAUCUUCUGGAGAGCAUAGAUAGUGAAGAGUUGGGUCGAAUCAUCUGCGACCAGUUGUGCGGCGAAUUGAUGCACGCGCACAAACAUUUCAAAACUAUUUUCAAAAUGGUUGCCUCGUUCAUCGAAAGCGUCCAUGCCAAGGUUAAAUCGUAUGAACCGUUCAUUGCGCCAUUGUCCAAACAUAUCUGCAUUCUGUCGUCUCUUGAUUCGAGCGUUCGACAUGGGCAUGUCGAGCUGCUUCAGCUCAUCGAAAGAGGACACCGUUGUGAAGUCUAUAGAUGCAAACGCACCAAGACAAAAGCUGUCGCUAGACUUGUUCCAAGCGACAGGAAGCAUUUCUCUGAGUUUGCCGAAAUGUUAAAUUUUCAAAGGAAUCUUACACAUUAUCACGAAAACCUCCUGAAGGCGUUCGACAUCAGCCGAGACACCAUGGGUCGGGUGGUUGCCCUGGUCCCAUACGCUGGUGUAAGCUUGUUCCAGGAGCUCACAGACGGCAUGGCCGGAUCGUAUGCGACAGCAGAACGGCUUGAGAUAGGAAGACAGAUCAUAUCUGUCUGCAAGUUUGUUCGAGAGAAGGGAUUUUCCUUGGUUGACUUACGGCCGAAUAAUAUUUUGCUCAAAAAUGGCCAUCCAAAAAUCGACCUCUGUAAACCUCGAGGAUUGGACAUACCCUACCCACCACCUGACAACAAACCACCGUUCCACUUCGCCCCCGAAGUUGUCAGCAACUCCCGGAAACGAAACGUUGGGGAUGGCUACUCCGGGGCAAUGAUUCUUUGGUUCCUAGCGUGCGGUCGGUUUAUUCGCCCUGACUUCGCCAAUAAACCAAGUGUGGAGGCUGUAAAUGAUAUCAUUAUCAACGAUCUCGAUUCAGUGCGACAAGACCUGUGUAAUAUUUUAGAUCGUGUGAGGUUGGAACAUAUUUGGAAACUGGACGGUUCGCCGAGGCUAUUGCGCAAUGUGGCGGCCAUUUUGAAAGAAUUCAUUGUUCCGGAGGACGAGAGGAAACCAAUAGAUUCACUUUAUGAUCGGUGUAUGCAUUUGAUCAAUGAGUGAUUAAAGGAACUUUGAAGGCUAUAAACCUGGCGAACUAAAACCGAAGAUAAAUUCUGAAGCCAUUAGUUGGUAGUCAAGUUGACCAUAUUGCAGCUAAUAAUUAUAUAUUCUAUGCAAAACAUGCUUAGAGAAACUUAGCGGAUAUCAACCUAACGCCGGAUCACACUCGCAUAUACCGACAUUCAACCGUUUCGUUAAUCAUGCAUUGAGUUGAUUUUUCUCUCUCCUUUAUUGGUCUUUGCUGUUAUAUACCUGUUAUAUCUACAGUCCUAGCGGAAUGUCAGGCCCUAAUUCGUCUUUUUGAUAGGAGUCGCGCUGCGGGACAAUGCUAUAGAGUACUCAAAUUUUAAAUUCUUUAGUAUUUCAUAGAUUUCCAACUGGCUUAUUCCGAAUAUUAGUUUCUAGACUAUAUGAAUACGGAUUAUUAGCCCAAUUCACAUUAUUAAAGGGACUGUUUUCUAUCAGUUUAUUAUUUUCACUGGGAUAUAUAGCUCUACAAACAACUGGUAGGAACGUUUACUCUUUGAUAUUGCACAACUCCUGAUUAGGAACAUGUUCAUAUAUGUGGUUGAUCACAGGAUGCAGUUUGAAAUCUGUUGAAGUGGAAAAAGUAAUUAUAAACGUCAUAAACAGGCGGUAGAAACAGGCCAAUUUUAGUGACUAUAAUCUACCUUUAAAAUGGCUUUGCUUGAGACGAUUAUGGAGCUGGACGACAGCGCAGCGGAUCUAUAUAAACAUAACGAAUCCGCUACGGACAGCGAGGACGAUGUGGACAUGAAGCUCCGUAAAAACCGACCGCUCGGAUUCUAUCUCCGGCAGAUCGUUCACGAGAAGUUGCCGGAGAUUAGUGCCCGGAGAGAGGGAAAUCUGGUAGCCGCCGAAACCCUCGCAAAGGAUCUGUUCUCCGCCCUAGCGCAUCCCUUAAGCCCAUUUUCGCCGUUCGUUCAGGGGAAGCGACUCCGCGGAGAUAAGCAUGGCUACAGGCUGGAGCAGGUGGAUUCGGAGGUUUUUGAAUUGAGGAUAUUUUUGAAGUCUUUCCUGUAUCAGGAUUCCUUCAAGAUUUACUCCGGUGCGGGCAACGACGUCCCAGUUGGUCGUAUCGCGUACAGACUGAACCCCUCCAUUACAGCAGAGGAGAAAAUGGUGACCCAUCAAACCUGGGGUCCCUGUAUGGACCAAGAAGGGUAUAUAAGGCCAAUGAUUAUUGCAACAGUCCUAGGCGCAGCUCUUCGGAUGAUCAUAGAAAACGAAAUACUUGAGGAGGAAAUCGCGUCAAGGAUAAACUCCUUCAUCCAAACUCCCUCAGGAUCCAUUGAGUUGGGGAUACAGAAGGAGCCAAAGCCGAUUCGAAUACUCGUGUGUGCUUGCAUAUUGGGCUAUGAUCUGCCCCUUGGUAUGAGGCUACAACAUGCCAUGCCGAAACAAAUCCCAUACAGCGUAGCUGGAAAGGAUCAUAUCCGUGACAUCAACUCGGAAAUCAGUGAUGGGCAAAGUUGGUGGUCUGCAGAUGCCGUGCUCGCCAUGGAAUCAUAUCAAAACGCCCGGGUGCGAAAGAUGGCGGAGAAAAGUUGGCGGAUGAAUUUCAGUCCCGUUUUGCAACGGGUGCGGGAUUUUGCGGUGAAAGAUUUGGACUUCUCGGAGCAGUUUCCGGAAUAUUGUGCUUUGUUUCAACUGCUAUGUGAAAAUAACCCAACUCUCCUAACCCUUGGUUUAGACACCUUUUGUUCCACUACGAUGUUAGAGCUUAAGGCGCCUGGUACAAGUAGAAACCUUGCUUAUGAAGAUUGCUUUGUCAGAAUCUUACGGAGACUCGUAGCAUGCUUAAAAGAAGGAAGCUGCGCUCAUUUUUUCAUGCCUUCGAAAAACAUUUUCAGUGAAAUCAAAACGUGUUCUGUCCAGAACAUGGCAAUCUUGUUGGAGUCCAUUGUGAAUGACAUUUUGGCUGAUCCUAUGACGGUGGUGAAGCACGUAGGAAUGAUGGACGAGAUUGAAGACGAUCUGAAAAAUGAAGAAAAGAGACAACUAAAGAUAAAGUAGACUCUCGAGGCAGUCAUUAGUCAUCCUAAACAUAGUCAUCCCAGGUUAGGUACAAGGCCGAUCCAAUGCGUCCGGAGUGUAAAAAGGGACAUUGGCGAGAGAAAUGGGGAUGAGAAUAAAUUAUGUCUUUCUUUUGCUGGACUUUCGAUCUGGUGGUCACGGGUUCGACUCUCCGUAUAUCCACAGCAGUUUUUUCUCUUCAUUUACUUUCUUUAUUCAUUCAUGUACAUAUAGUAGUAUUAAUAUUAUU
Messenger RNA from Lineus longissimus, 3859 nucleotides. RefSeq lists its product as uncharacterized. Gene Ontology annotation, biological process: cellular response to fibroblast growth factor stimulus; protein phosphorylation; negative regulation of apoptotic process. Gene Ontology annotation, molecular function: ATP binding; protein kinase activity. NCBI's taxonomy places the organism in Eukaryota, Metazoa, Nemertea, Pilidiophora, Heteronemertea, Lineidae. Bases 193 to 1572 code for a protein of 459 amino acids. The record is from RefSeq and is a predicted model, not a curated record. Gene Ontology annotation, cellular component: cytoplasm. The transcript has 5 exons.